Paramuricea clavata is the source of this 720-nucleotide messenger RNA. Lineage: Eukaryota; Metazoa; Cnidaria; Anthozoa; Malacalcyonacea; Plexauridae. The record is from the annotation of a GenBank genome assembly.
AUGCUAGAGGAGAACGCGAACGAAAUCUACGAAGAGGCCGAGGAGGAAUUUCACCAGGACGUUGUCAACGCAAGCGAUAACCUCGCGGAACAAGCGGAAAGAUUGGAAAGUGAAGGAAAAAUAACCGAACAGGAAAGAAGGGAAUUUGCAGGAAUAACUGCUCCUAAAGGACCGCCGAAGGAAAGAAUCAGACACAUGGACAUUAUAAUGAAGGAAUGGAAAAGUAACCUCGAAAAAGAAACCGACGACGAUAGACGACAGAUAACACAGAAGGCGGUGAACGUUGCCGAACAGGCCAUCGAUGAUGCAAGGCUGGAAAUGGGACAGGUGCCUAGGUCGGAAGAGGGAAAACACAGGUAUAUGGAAAUAGUAAGGGACAACAUCCGAACAAAAUUUGGGAGAUUCCGCGUGUGGGCAAAAGAAAACAUGGGGGCGUUAGCCGCCAUGGCCAUCUCCAUUGCCGGAAUUAUUACGACUGUGGUGGUGGCCGGAAAGAAGACCAUCACGGGAGCAGCUAAUGGACUUGGAGCUGCCGGAAAAGCGUUGGCAAAGUUUGAAAAAGCUGCACUGCCAAUCCUGGUACCUAUUUUAAACAUGUUAAGUACGAUCCUAAGUUGGGGAGCCAAGGAUCUUUCCUUCCUCGCCCAGAAUUUGUGGAUCGUGGCGAUCGUAAUUGCCGGUGCAAUAUUCAAGUAUUUGCAAAAUAGAUGUAAAAAAUAA